Molecule: messenger RNA, 2522 nt
Organism: Theobroma umbraticum
Lineage: Eukaryota; Viridiplantae; Streptophyta; Magnoliopsida; Malvales; Malvaceae
Gene: BT4
Product: BTB and TAZ domain protein 4
Molecular function (GO): protein binding
Source: RefSeq, a predicted model, not a curated record
AAUGGCAAAACGUCUUUGUCUAAACAAGAAGAUAUGAAUCCCCCACGGCGUCCAGAAAAUGGACGAGCCAAAAUAAAAUGGCAGCGCCUGCCGCCCAUUUUGCCAGACAGGGAACAAUUAGCUGGAAAUGGAUAUUUACCCAAGAGAAUUAACGACCAUUGAAACUGUUAAACAAGUUGAAACAUUAUCAAGGACGAGAUAUAUAACGCGGGAAAGCGCGUGGAGAAUGACUAGGAAAUGACGUGGGAGUGAGUAAGCGAAAUCAUGCAGGAUAUUUUUAGGGUGUUUUGCUGACAGAUAGAAAGAUUUGAUCGGAACAGAUGGGAUUAAGACAGUAAUAGUUUGUUUGUUUGUUUGUUUUUUUUUUAAAGCUUCUAUUUCCUCGGCGGUCUUUCUUGUCUAUCAAUUUCUUUGUUUUCUUUCUCUAACCUGUUCUGACACCCGAGCUGGUGGCGUUGGCGGUGGAGCUUGGCGUUGGCAGCUCUGGUUUUUUUUUUUUUUUUGUAUAUGCUUUUGGAGGAAUAGAAUCUGACGGUGGUUAUUGACGGUUAUUUUGGGGACUUUCGAGCGGGAAAGGGAGUGAUCAUCGCUAUUUCCAUUUGUUUUUUCCUCGUGCAUUUUUUCAUUGAACAAUUGCGUCAAGAAGACAAGCAAGAGGAAAAGAAAACGGAUUCUUUUUCUCCAAGAAAAAAAAAAAACAAAAACAAAAGAACCCUGAGUGUGGCUGUUACUAAAAUCCUCCAAAAGGGAAGUUUAGAAGCCAGUGGGAAAGAUGGAAAUGAGUGCCAACCAACCUCCUCAAGACGCCAACAAUAUUUGUCCAGUGCCACCUCCAUUACCUGGUCCCGCAACAAAUUGUGGGCGAAAGGCGUUAUUUAUGAUGAAUGGAUCACAAACAAGAGGAUACAGCUGUGUCUCUACAGCCACGAGGGAUUCGUGGGAUAGCCUCUUUGAUGGAGGCUAUAGGGCUGAUGUUGCCAUUAAAACUGAUAAUGGUGGCAUCGUCUAUGCCCAUGCUAAUGUUCUUGGCACGGCUUCUCCUGUCUUAAAAGGCAUGUUGAAACAAGCAAAGGGCUUUGGUAAGAAGAGAUCAAUUACAAUCCAUGGUGUUCCACAAGAUGUAGUUCGAGUUUUCAUCCGAUUCUUGUACUCUUCCUGUUAUGAGAAAGAGGAAAUGAAGGAAUAUGUCCUGCUAUUGUUGGUCCUCUCACACGCAUAUGUUGUUCCUCAGUUGAAGCAAAUUUGUGAACAGCACCUAGAGCAUGGCUUGCUUACUAUAGAAAAUGUAAUUGAUGUUUUCCAGCUUGCUUUACUGUGUGAUGCACCUCGGCUUUCUCUGAUUAGUCACAGUAUGAUCCUAAGCAACUUCAAGGCUGUUUCUGCUACUGAAGGAUGGAAAGCAAUGAAGAAGAGUCAUCCAGCACUUGAAAAAGAACUUCUGGAAUCCGUGAUUGAUGAAGAAAAUAUGCGAAAAAAUAAAAUCAGAAAAUCAAAUGAGAGGAAGAUCUAUCUUCAAUUGUAUGAAGCAAUGGAGGCCCUUGUUCAUAUUUGCAGAGAUGGUUGCCGGACAAUUGGUCCACAUGACAAGGAUUUCAAAGAGGACCAGGCACCUUGCAAUUAUGCAGCCUGUAAAGGACUAGAAUUGCUUAUUCGUCACUUUGCUGGUUGCAAGUUGAGAGUUCCUGGCGGCUGUGUUCAUUGCAAAAGAAUGUGGCAGCUACUGGAGUUACACUCCCGUCUCUGCGCUGAUUCAAGAAUUUCACGGAGAAGAUCAGGAAACAAAGCAAGAAGGAUGAGAUCAAGUGGAAAAUGCUAGUGAAAAAGAUAUUGAGAACAAAGAGAAUUGGAGGUGCGCCAUUCUUUGUGUCCUUAAAUUCCAUCUCUUCAUGACAAACAAAGCCUAGGUCUCCAACAUCCUGAUUCAUUUGUAAAUUAAUCUCAAACUUUGUGCCCCGUUGCGUAAAUUAUAAAGCAAAUGAAGAAUCACUCCCUUCCCAACACUUUGAGAAGUGAUAUCAGAUAUGCAUCGUGAUCAACAUAGUAGCCUUAUUAAAAGACACCCCAAAAAAUUAUUGACAGACAACUUCUCAACCGAUGAACCCUUUUUCCCUCACUUUCUAACCACAAAUAAAAGAUCCAAGAGGUGGGUAAUUGUCAAUUACUGAAAAAGUUGAGAUGGGUGAAAGGAUUCUUGAUGAGCCAAUUUGAAAGAUUUGAUUUGAAACAUAUUUGUCAGGUUGUUUGACAAAAUUUUUAAUGAUGUCACAUUCAUCACAUGUGAGGAUGUUUGGUGGAUCCAGGAUGGAGAAUCACACAUUAGAAGCAUAUGGCAAUCGCUUAAAUGAAUGAUCCCUUUCAAAGUAUUCAAAAGCAAUUAUUCUUGUGGGGAAAUGUAGGCCUAAACAAAUUGAUUGAUCCAAGAGCCUUCAUCUUCAAAAGUCACCGAAAUCUGAGCACACAAACUUUUGUAAUCCAGCCACCUUUUUCUUUUCUGUUUCUGCUUUUGGGGAGGGAGGGGGUGG